AUGCCAGAACCAAAACAUAUUGGUCACCAGGUCAAAUUUGAAAAUACACUUUUUGGCCUUUUUAAAAAGGCAUGGUGGGAAAUUCCAGAGAUCAUGGCAUCGUCAUGUUUAGCUAUAGCAGGAGUAGUAAUGGGAUGUAUCGCUGUUAAUAAUUAUAUUAAAAAUGACGGAGAUAACCGAGAAUUCAAGAAAAUAUUUAUGAUUAUGCGCCCUGAAGACCCAAGAGUCCCUCGUCUUAAAAACCCAGUGUUUACUGAAUACAAAGGA
Molecule: messenger RNA, 267 nt
Organism: Brenthis ino (lesser marbled fritillary)
Lineage: Eukaryota; Metazoa; Arthropoda; Insecta; Lepidoptera; Nymphalidae
Source: the annotation of a GenBank genome assembly